UAAAAAAUAAAUGGUCACUGAAAAUAACUCUGACCCUAAAGUGGCAUUGUGUUCAACAACAAUUGUAGAAAGUGUGCAAUAAGAAUAUUUAAAUAAUAAUUCCAUUUCAAGUUUAAUUUCUAUCAAGCUAUUGUUCAUUGCUUGGUUCUUCGAGCCUAGCACCUUGUUUUGCAUGUUACGCCUUGUAACUGUUCGACGAAAUGCCUGAACCAUGCAUUCUCUCACCUCACCAUCUCUUUCCGUGUUUUUUCCUCAUCUAAACCUUUCUCUCUUUCACCCUAUCAUUGUAUCGUUCCCCUCUUCAAGGAAGGUGCAAAGAGUUGCGGUUUUAAGCGAGCUUGGUUUGGUUAUUGGGGGUGAGAGUUUUUCCCCUAGGAAGGGAAAUUUACACACUCAAAAAGGUUUGUGUUGGUCUUGUUCUCGGGUUUUGACACGGUGUAAGAAUUGGGACGGAGAAUUUUCGUCUUUGGAAGACGAGAUUUUGGAGUUCAUGCAAAAUUCGGAUAACCCAGAAAGGUUUCCUACAAAGGAAGAGUUGGUUAAAGCUGGGAGAUUGGAUUUGGCUGAAGCUAUUGUGAAAGAAGGUGGGUGGCUUUCUUAUGGGUGGAAUUUGAAUGAUGGGUUUGUUGAAAGGGUUGAUUUUGAAGAUGGGAGUAGCAGUGAAAUUCAAGGGAAUGUAACUAGGACUUCUGGGGUUGCUGGUUCUUCUGCUUCUUCAUCUUUCGAUAACUCUUCUCAAUCAGUUGAAUCAGUGGAAAUAGAAGCUGAGGAGUCUGGCAUUGAGGGUAUACUAAAUCGGCUGGAGAAACACAGAAAUAGUUCUUUUGGACGUGGAUUUGGAGAGAAAGAAGAUUGUAUUUCAUCUGAUAAUGAUAAAGAGAAGUGGGAACAUAGAACUACAACGGAUGGAGUAGCUGCCAACCUUGGCAACAGUAGUAGACCAUCCUCGUUGAAACCAACAACCAUUCGUAUCAGUGGUUCCCAGAUCAAACUUGACCAGAACGGAUCACAAUUAGGUUCUGAUAAUUCAAGAAACUCAAUUAAGCCAGAGACAUGGAGAAGUUGGAUUGUUCAGAGAACUGGUUCUUCAGAUGCAGAUUUUGAAGAUGCGGAAAUUAUUCCCAGUCAAACUCAGAAAGGAGAUGUUAGCGAUGUUUAUGGACAACCUAAAAUCGUCAAAAUAGGAGAAUUUUCUCACAAAAUAAACAGAGAAACAGGAUUAGAUUCUCUUGACAUAAUUGGAAAUGCAAAUGAAAAUGACAUAAAAUCCCGAAUCCAGCUUCUGGAAUCAGAGCUAUCCUCUGUACUUCACACGUUGAGGUCUAACACCAGUGAAGUGACAACGCUGACGGAACAGAAGAACUCUUCGGAUAAUCUCGAAAAGCUUUCCGAUGCUUGGGAAUUCCAGGAAACUGAAAUCAUGAAUGCUCAAGCCAGACUGCGUUCGUUACGUGCCAAGCUAGCAGUGUUAGAAGGAAAGAUGACAUUGGCAAUAAUGGAUGCACAGAAGGCUCUGGAUGAGAAGCAGAAGAAGAUUGAUCAUGUCCACAAAGCUUUGAAACUUUUGAAGCCUACUUGUGUAGUUUGGCCUAAUAUUGCUUCUGAAGUAUUUUUGUUAGGGUCAUUUGAUGGCUGGUCCUCCCAGAGAAAGAUGGAGAAAUCAAAUACUGGUAUAUUUUCUGUGUAUUUGCAACUGUAUCCUGGAACAUAUGAGAUCAAGUUCAUUGUUGACGGUGAAUGGAAAAUCGAUCCAUUGCGUCCAGUGGUCAACAACAAUGGCUUUGUGAAUAAUCUUCUCGUGAUUCAUGAUUGAUGUUGAUGUAACAAAAAAAGUUGAGUGAGGAUGACAUGCAUUAGGUUAGUCACCCAAUUUUUUAGCCAUUUUUUCACUCUUGUACAAAGUAUAGAGUGAGAGGUUAAUUUAUUUUUUAUUUAGUCCUUGUAACACUUUUAGAUGUAGAUAACUUGAGUGAUCUCAAACUAAUCUUUAUUCAAUUAUUUUUAACACAUUCAUAUAAUUGUGCAAGUAGUGCCACAUUCACAGGUUUCAAUGUUGUUCUUAGCAUGCUCCCAGAUUAAUUAAGUAUACUUUUACAGUUCUA
Trifolium pratense (red clover) is the source of this 2102-nucleotide messenger RNA. RefSeq names its product protein PTST homolog 2, chloroplastic. The coding region runs from base 212 to 1813 and encodes 533 amino acids. NCBI's taxonomy places the organism in Eukaryota, Viridiplantae, Streptophyta, Magnoliopsida, Fabales, Fabaceae. The transcript has 8 exons. The record is from RefSeq and is a predicted model, not a curated record.